Molecule: messenger RNA, 600 nt
Organism: Fusarium venenatum
Lineage: Eukaryota; Fungi; Ascomycota; Sordariomycetes; Hypocreales; Nectriaceae
Source: RefSeq, a predicted model, not a curated record
AUGAUUCUCGGUUCCAGCAUUGGCGCAUGGCAGGGCUCUCGAAUCCUCCCCCGCGAAGCCAAGGAAACGUGCCGCAAUGACAUGCAGUCAGAUACCUGCGAGAAACCCGCCAUGUCAACAGGCGAACUAUUAGUCGUUCUUCUCAUCGCCAGUUCUAUUGUCGUCUGCGGUAUUGUUGCCCUUUUGUGCGUCUUUCACCGUCGCAAACAACGCCUCGAUAAACUCGAAGACAUCAAAGGUGUUCAAGAACUCGAUGACUACGGCCUCGCCCCCAUCAAACCAAGGCCUGUACAACUACCCCAAGCACCACCACCGACGUAUGACAAAACGCACGAGGGAAAACCCAACGUGACGACAGAUGAAAAUUGGGAUCGGACAAAUCGAAACUCUACAGACUCGUUAACACCGUCACUUCGCCAAGCCAUGGGUCUAGAAACUACUGCGCAUGGAACGUUUUUAGCGCUGGUAGUCGAGCUACUGCAGCCUGUCGAUCACUUAUGCAUAAUCGCUAAAAAGGCGAAACGCAUCAAGAAGCUGGUCGUUUUGAGACAGGCGCUACGAAUACUUUGUGGUCAUUGCACCCGCACUUCGAACAGCUAG